AUGGAGGCUAGUACAGAAGCCUCUGAUAGCCGAGCUCAGAAAAGGAAAUCAACUAAAAUACAGACAAAACGAGGACAGAGAAAAUCUUCCUCUACCAAUGUAAAAUCGCUUUUAAAAACAGGAACUAAAAUCGGUUCAAAUAAAGACAUUAAUAGAAGCAGAAGAGCACCCCCUCCCAGAAAGAAGGCUAAGAGUAAGAACCAAUCAAUGCCGGUAGACCCCACAGAAGAUGAUAUCUCAGUGGAAACUGACCAAGAAUCCUCAACAUCCAGUGAUGGUUCAGAUUCAGACAUGGAUGAUGUGAAUUUCAGUCAAAUUACGGCUAAUCACACAAAUAAUUUCUUUCAAAAUGGUGGGUAUGAUGGCACUCUUCUAAAUACACCCAUUUCUACCCCUAUUUCCCCACAGAUUAACAAAAAACUAAAGAAUAAAAUCUGGUCUGACGCAUACAUUGAUAUGGCAGACCUUCUACCAAUGCAACCCUCAUCCACCAAUACCAAUCAAUUUACGCUUCAAAUAAACAACUUCGCCUCAAAUAACGUAAGCCUAGCUCCAUCUCACAAACCCAGAAAAAUUUUCAACAUUGAGACUUGGACAACUGCCUUUCUGCGAUUUGUAGCUGUUUAUUCGGAAAAAUUUCCAUACUUAACAGCUGCUCUGAUGAAAUAUGCUGAAGUAGUCCGGGAUAUAUCAACCCGUCGACCAGGACUGGCGUGGCAAAAUUAUGACACACAGUUCCGAUUACUGAAAUCCCAGAUGGGCAUGCCUUGGGAUACAAUGCAUUACGAACUUUGGUUAAAGGCAUGCACCGAUCCAACUCCCUAUACGCAGUCAAGUCCCCGGCCCUUUCGUUCAGAAUUCCCAUCAAAUAGACGCUGGAACAAACCUAAACCUUCCCAACCCUUGUCAAAGUUUUGGCCAAAUACAUGCUGGCCUUACAAUAGACAAGACUGCAGGUCAACUAACUGCACAUUACCCCAUGUCUGUGGUUUCUGUAAAGGUACCCAUCAUGCAGGCCAGUGCCAUUAUCGAAACAGAGAGCAUGCAGCUCAAUCCCUCCUCGGCCAAAACCAAGGGAAACAAUCCAAUUUCACCAAACCACAGUCUGUUAAAUAUGUGCAAAAACCAGCUUCCCACCCCCAUUGAAAUUCAACCCCUCAUU
Molecule: messenger RNA, 1162 nt
Organism: Ruditapes philippinarum (Manila clam)
Lineage: Eukaryota; Metazoa; Mollusca; Bivalvia; Venerida; Veneridae
Exons: 1
Coding region: 1-1146 (381 amino acids)
Source: RefSeq, a predicted model, not a curated record